UCCACAACUACUGGUAACAGGCAGGGACUCAUUUCCAUCAUCGAGCAGCCAUGGUUGUAAGACGAGGCGGCCUAUUCUUGUCUCAGAUUGGGAGGAGACGACCCUUCCUUUUUGGCGUGGCUGUAUCAGCUGUGAAAACCUGCGCCUCGGACUUUUUUGCCCAGAAAGUGGUGGAGCAGCGUGAGCAGGUCGAUCUGCGCCGCAACUUUAUUUUCUUCAUGUGGGGCUUGCUUUACCUUGGAGGCGUGCAAUAUUUUGUCUAUGUGCACCUCUUCGCCCGGCGCUGGUUCCCGGACGCCAUGAGCUUCGCGGCCAAGAGCUGGCGAGAGAAGUUGGCCGAUCGCCAGGGACAGCGUACGGUGCUGAAGCAGGUGUUCUUGGAUCAGUUCGUGCAUCAUCCCUUCAUACUCUUCCCGGCCUUCUACCAGGUGAAGGAGUUCAUCGAGGGCGGCACAGCUUCUGAAGGUUGGCGAAAGUUUCGUCAGAAUCAAGUGGAAGAUCUCAAGCUCACCUGGUCUGUAUGGAUCCCUGUCUUUAUGCUGAACUUUUCCUUUAGUCCAAUUUGGAUGCGAGUGCCUGUUGUGGCCAUCGUUUCCUUCGGUUUUACUACAGCACUUUCUUGCCUUAGAGGUGCGCCAGAGACUGUUGAAUAGCUUUGCCAGGUGGGAACUGGCCAACUGAACAGCCAAAGAAGCUGAAGUCGAACGGGUUGGAAUUCAUUGGUGUCCUCGAAUUGGUACGAAAGGAGGCGUCUUGGCAGCGAGCCUAGUGCCUCACAAAGGUGGCGAAUGCCUCGAACUCUUUAUUUUUGGAGUCUCGAAUGCCUAGUGCUGAGUGUUUCGGUCUCCACACUCUAGCGAGAAGCGAAGAAAGACUCCUGGGGCAUUGAAAAGGACAUUUUCUGUGCCUGUAGCAUUUGCAACCUGUGUUGCUCACCAAGCAGCAAUUAGCAGCAUGUGGUCUACAGUUGAGCCUCGCAUGUGGAUGUCGAUUUCGGCAUCUUUUGUUCUCAAGCCAAGCAUCUCAGACAAGGUCAAAGCUGGUGG
This is a messenger RNA of Durusdinium trenchii, 1046 nucleotides long. The record is from the annotation of a GenBank genome assembly. NCBI's taxonomy places the organism in Eukaryota, Dinophyceae, Suessiales, Symbiodiniaceae.